AUGUCUACCCUGCUCCGCCUUCUCACUUUUCUUGUUGCCGCUCUUGCGGUGUCUCCGUUCGUUGGAGCGCAAGAUGUGCCGCUGCUCCUGAUUGGUGCUUUCGAAGGUGCCACGGCAAACGAUGACUCCUUCAACACUGGAGGUUUUGUGGAUGUAUUAGGACAAAGCGUCACUGUGCCCCAGAACCUCCAGGUUGCCUUUCCUGCCACCUUUGUGCCGUGGAAGGACUUCGUUGGGUCGGCCUCAAAGUUCCUUGGCUACGAAAUCUCUGUUGUGGGCAACUACGUCAAUGGAGUGCCCAUUGCAGGCCAGAUCUCCAUCAACCAGUUCUCCCUGGGAGCUGGCGUCGGCUACAUUGAAAAGAUCAACGCGGACGGUACACUGGGCAUGAAGAAUGGAAUCGACAUUCGCAUCAAUGACCCCACGGGCAUGUUUGGUGUCGUCUACGACGCCGAUCCUUUCUUCACAGCAGACCCGGAGAACCCCAGCAUCACGUCCUUUUCUGGCUUUCCCAUGUGCGUUCCGCGCAACGCAAGCGAUCCGCUUUGUCCUGAUUCUCAGCGGCCUGUGCUGUCUGGAGGGACGAAACAAGGCACUUUCUUGGCUGUCGACCCGCUGGUGAUGGCACCCCUGGUUCCCGGCGACUGGAUCGAGUACAGUGGAUUCAAGCGCGGGAACACAUAUUAUGCCUACGAGAUCGUGGCCACCAACGUGCAGAUCACCACCGACCCCAGCCGCGGUGACCCCACCUACAUCCGAGUCGAGGACGCGCUCAUCGGCGUGUUCAACGACGGCGCGGACGUCGAAUCCGCAGAAACCAAGAUGAUCGGGUACACGUCCGCCCAAGCCGCGAGCGUGACCAUGUCUGCCGUCGACAUCGACGUGUGCACUGGCAAAACAACGCUCCGGGAGAUCGGCGCCGCGGCCACGCGGGCGGGCCAGGUGCGCAACAAGUUCGAGUUCCGGGCCAAGUCGACGGCGCCGACAAAGUACACCCAGCAGUACCUCUUCAUGUCGGACAACGGCGUCAAGACCACCAAGAACGGCAUCAAGGCCGGCCAGUACAUGACGCCCGUCACCGAGUGGAUCCAGCCCGAGCUGACGACGCCGGGCCUGCCGCCGCCCCAGCACUACUUCCAGGACAUGGACUACGCCACCAAUGGUCUGGGCUUCGACGGCACCAACAUCUGGGGCCCGCUGACGCCCUUCCCGCAGAGCGGCGUCGCCGUCUUCAACACCAGCUCCUGCCCGCCGCCGUCGACCGACCCGUCGCCGGAGCCCACCGCCACAACCGCGACCGCGACUCCGUCGCCCACCAGCACCGUGGUCGCGGACACGGUCACGUUCCAGUCGCUGACUUGGACCAACAGCCAGGGCGGGACGCUGGCGGCGUCGUGCAGAUCCGUCGCUGGGAGCAAUGGGCAGGUCGCGUCGAGCAUGGUGCUGCAGUACUCGAACCGGGACGGCGCCUUUUCGCAGACCAUGACGAGCGCCGGCAACGGCGACUUUACCUUUAGUGCGAGGAGCACGAAGCAGCCGAGCGGCAACGUCAAGUGCUUGAGCAACUUGGGUGGAAGUGCUGUCAGCGUGGCGCCGUGA
Pyricularia pennisetigena is the source of this 1599-nucleotide messenger RNA. RefSeq lists its product as uncharacterized. The coding region runs from base 1 to 1599 and encodes 532 amino acids. NCBI's taxonomy places the organism in Eukaryota, Fungi, Ascomycota, Sordariomycetes, Magnaporthales, Pyriculariaceae. The record is from RefSeq and is a predicted model, not a curated record. The transcript is spliced from 4 exons.